GGUGUCACUGAGGGUAUAAAUUGGGGCUGGGCUCAGUGUGUGCAUUCCCAUCAAAGGCCAACAUGAGGACAGGCACAGUCUUUGUUUUAGUGGCUUUUGUCAUCUUGGGGAUGGAGAUGGCCUUCGCUCAGAGACAUUCUAAUGGAGGGGGAGACAGACCUGGAUUCUGCCCCAAGCUGCCCAAAGAUGCCAUUGGGCUUUGUGUUGAAAAGUGCUUAGGAGACGAAACAUGUCCCAGGGGAAUGAAAUGCUGCAGCAAUGGAUGUGGCCACGUAUGCAAACCUGCUAUCCAUGUGAAGAAUGCUGUUGAUGACCCUGUGGAGGAAGAAUGGGGGGUGUAAGCAUGCCUGGAGACCAGCCCCAGAAGAUUGCUCAUGAAUGCAUGGAUCCAGUGCUUGGCAUAACAUUUUCCACACACCAUUCCUGGCAAGUGUCUAUCCCUUGAUGUGCAGUCCCAGAAGAUGAAGAUCUAAAUGGGCGGAGAGGAUGAUUCUAUAGAGUUUCUGUCCAAAAUAAAUCUUACCCGUGGCAUUA
This is a messenger RNA of Myotis myotis, 534 nucleotides long. RefSeq names its product WAP four-disulfide core domain protein 18-like. Gene Ontology annotation, cellular component: extracellular region. Gene Ontology annotation, biological process: antibacterial humoral response; innate immune response. Lineage: Eukaryota; Metazoa; Chordata; Mammalia; Chiroptera; Vespertilionidae. The transcript has 3 exons. Bases 63 to 341 code for a protein of 92 amino acids. The record is from RefSeq and is a predicted model, not a curated record. Gene Ontology annotation, molecular function: peptidase inhibitor activity.